Molecule: messenger RNA, 1560 nt
Organism: Psilocybe cubensis
Lineage: Eukaryota; Fungi; Basidiomycota; Agaricomycetes; Agaricales; Agrocybaceae
Exons: 2
Coding region: 1-1560 (519 amino acids)
Source: RefSeq, a predicted model, not a curated record
AUGUCCUCGUCCCCGGACAUCCUCCACGACGAGCAGCGUCUCGACGACAUCAAGCGCCGUUUAGAUGAUCUCGAGCGCGGCAAGUCCCUCCUCUUCCUCCUUCUCUUCCCCCGCUUAUCUCCUUUCCAGAUUCAGCACGACGCCCUCGCCUCUCAGAGCGCUACCCUCGCAGCCAAUGUCGCCGCACGCCGCGUCAAAAACGCACCGAUGCGCACUCUGCUCCCAGAGAUCUGCGACAUCGUCUUCGCGUACUGCGCCGAUCCAGAGUGCGCUCUCGACUGCGACAUCUCAGACUGUGUAUUCGAGCAGCCGUCCCCCGUAGUCCUCGCCAGUGUCUGCUGUCGCUGGAGAGCAAUGGUGUACAAUAAUCCGGCCUUGUGGACCACUCUCCAUCUCCGUCCAGAUAUAAAUAGCCCUGCUGAGAUCACCAGAGCCCGUCUGUUCCUUAAGCGCUCUGCAAAUAUGCCUUUGCGCGUCACAAUAUGCCCAGUCACUCUGCUCGGAGAUCCACGCAGCAUCACCGCCUGCGUCUUGCCAGUGCUCAGCGUUCUGAUUCCCCACUUUGGCCGUGUCCAGUCGCUCAAGACACACCUGAGCAUCGAGACACUCCCCGACGUGUUUCCUGCCGCACAAGACGUGCUAAUGCCCAUGCUUCAGGAGCUCAGUCUCUUGGUAAACACUUCCCAUGCAAGCGCUUCGCUCCUGGGUCGUCUACAGGCUCGGAGACUUCAGGUCCUCCACGUCUGCGACAUCACUCCAUUUCUCGACGUUCUCGAUGAUGUCCUUCCGACUCUCAAAAGCCUCGUUAUCACCGAAUGUCGCUCAUGGAAAUUUUCUCGUCUAUUUCCAAACAUGCUGGCAAAGUGUUCCAAAUUACAAUCGUGCUCUAUCACAUUCCCAAGCACCCUCUUUUUUAUGGAUCUUGAACCAAUUGAACUCCCCGAACUUCGAUCUCUGAACCUGGAAUGGCCAUUCUUGUUCGAACCGUCCCCUAUCUUUCGCGCCCUCCGCGCACCAAAGCUGCUGUCUCUGCGUAUCACCCACCUCUCUCGCCAACUGGUAGUACCGAUACACACGCUUUCCUCUCUCAAAGGACUGCUCAGAUCAGCGGCACAGCUACAGUUCUUGGCCAUCACAGGCUGCAAUCUUUUGACACAGGACGAGGCGACCCGGCUGUUCGAAGAUUCGCCAAACAUACGGCGUCUAGAAAUUAACAAUUGCUCACGAGGAGAUCGUUUCCUUCUCCCGCUGACGCCAGACAACCCCCGCGACAUAGACGCCGUCUGGCUUUGCCCAAAGCUAACGCAUGUCACCAUCACAGGCCUCCAGGACUCUGACGUGCGGCCUGUCAUCAACUUUGCGAAGAGUCGAUCAGACAUAAUGGCAACCACUGUUCCUGCCAAUCCAGAAUGUAAGUUCCUUGAAGAGUUAGCGCUCGACACCAACAGCCAGCACCUCAAUCGGCAGGCGAAGCUUCUCUUGCUGUCUGGCCUUUUUGGCAUUCAAAGAUCUCUCAAUAUUCUUGGGCCGCGUGGCAAUUUAUUCAGCCCUCCGACCUGA